Eublepharis macularius is the source of this 9080-nucleotide messenger RNA. RefSeq names its product TBL1X/Y related 1 (gene TBL1XR1). Gene Ontology annotation, molecular function: transcription corepressor activity; protein binding. NCBI's taxonomy places the organism in Eukaryota, Metazoa, Chordata, Lepidosauria, Squamata, Eublepharidae. The record is from RefSeq and is a predicted model, not a curated record. Gene Ontology annotation, cellular component: histone deacetylase complex. The transcript is spliced from 16 exons. Gene Ontology annotation, biological process: regulation of transcription by RNA polymerase II. Bases 426 to 1967 code for a protein of 513 amino acids.
CUCCCCCCACCCCCUCCCAUCAACCUUUCCACCCUCCCCCCCCUUUUAAUCCCCACCCCCCAACACACACACCUCACCCAGGCUUGGGAUAUAAUUGAAUAUCAUUGCAUUCUUGGGUGGCUAUUAGUGACUGGUGAAUUUUUUUCCCCUUUUGGCUGCAUCCGCAAUUGCAAAUAAAUAUAUACACAUAAUAAGAGGAGGAGGAAGAAGGUGCAUUGCUAUCUCUGUGUUGUUUCCCAGCCCCCCUCCUCUCUUUUGCCUCCAUUGCAAAAAAGAGAGGGGGGUGAGCGAGAACAGGCUGCUAUCCAUUGCAAGUGCUGUCAUCCUGUGACCGGAGGCUCCUGUCAGGAAACCUUCCACCCAUCAAUGCACUGCCAAUGGGAUGUAUCCUUCGUUGUGACCUCAUGGUUUAAGCGGGCAUAAAGAUGAGUAUAAGCAGUGAUGAGGUUAACUUCCUCGUAUAUAGAUACUUGCAAGAGUCUGGGUUUUCUCAUUCAGCAUUCACCUUUGGUAUCGAGAGCCAUAUCAGCCAGUCUAACAUCAACGGUGCACUGGUGCCCCCAGCUGCGUUGAUUUCCAUCAUCCAAAAAGGCUUGCAGUAUGUAGAGGCGGAAGUCAGUAUUAAUGAGGAUGGUACCUUGUUUGACGGUCGGCCGAUAGAGUCUCUGUCACUGAUAGACGCUGUAAUGCCGGAUGUGGUGCAGACAAGACAGCAGGCCUAUAGAGACAAGCUUGCGCAGCAACAGGCAGCAGCUGCAGCUGCAGCCGCUCCACCAAACCAGCAGGGGUCUACGAAAAAUGGCGAAAACACUGCAAAUGGGGAAGAAAAUGGAGCCCACACCAUAGCAAAUAAUCACACAGACAUGAUGGAAGUAGAUGGCGACGUUGAAAUCCCUCCUAAUAAAGCAGUGGUGCUGCGUGGCCAUGAAUCCGAAGUAUUCAUCUGCGCUUGGAACCCCGUUAGCGACCUUCUGGCCUCAGGAUCGGGAGAUUCAACGGCAAGAAUAUGGAACCUUAGCGAGAACAGUACCAGUGGAUCCACGCAAUUGGUCCUUCGGCACUGUAUACGUGAGGGGGGCCAAGAUGUUCCAAGCAACAAAGAUGUGACGUCCUUGGAUUGGAAUAGUGAAGGUACGCUUCUAGCAACGGGGUCAUAUGAUGGAUUCGCAAGGAUAUGGACUAAAGAUGGUAACCUCGCCAGCACGUUAGGACAACAUAAAGGACCUAUAUUUGCAUUAAAAUGGAACAAGAAAGGCAAUUUCAUUUUAAGCGCAGGUGUGGACAAGACCACAAUUAUCUGGGACGCGCACACCGGAGAAGCUAAGCAGCAGUUUCCUUUCCAUUCUGCACCAGCAUUAGAUGUAGACUGGCAGAGCAACAACACAUUUGCCUCCUGUAGCACAGAUAUGUGUAUUCAUGUCUGUAAGUUAGGCCAAGAUAAGCCCAUCAAAACCUUCCAGGGCCACACAAAUGAAGUAAACGCAAUCAAAUGGGAUCCCACUGGUAAUCUUCUGGCAUCUUGUUCUGACGACAUGACUUUGAAGAUCUGGAGUAUGAAACAAGAUAGUUGUGUCCACGAUCUACAAGCACACAACAAAGAAAUUUAUACUAUCAAGUGGAGUCCAACAGGUCCAGGAACAAACAACCCAAACGCCAAUCUUAUGUUAGCAAGUGCAUCCUUUGACUCUACGGUUAGGUUAUGGGAUGUAGAUAGAGGGAUCUGCAUCCACACUUUGACGAAACAUCAAGAACCUGUGUACAGUGUAGCUUUCAGCCCUGAUGGCAGGUACCUGGCCAGUGGGUCCUUCGACAAAUGUGUACACAUCUGGAAUACGCAGACGGGUGCUCUAGUCCAUAGUUAUCGGGGAACAGGAGGCAUUUUUGAGGUUUGCUGGAACGCAGCAGGAGACAAAGUUGGAGCAAGCGCUUCAGAUGGUUCAGUUUGUGUACUAGACCUCCGGAAAUAGCGCUACUAGUUGGAAGCCAUGGACCGACUAUGAAUGUGUACAUAGCCAAAAUGACUGUUCCCUUGACCCAUGUACUGCUAUAGUCCCAACUGAACCAUGGCCAGUCCACUACAGCCAAACUCGAAAGAAUUAUAUACAUAUACUGUAUAUUAAAAAAGCAAAUUUUUUUUAACAAAAAGAUUACACCCUGAAGAAGAUGACAGAGUUUUGUCACAGCUUGUGAAGCCUGUUCACCAAGUGCUGGAAUCUGCUGUGUUCCCCCCUUCCCCUCCCCCCAUAACAUGUAGGCAUUUUGGAAAUGGAAAAAAAAAACCAUCCAGGACAAGAGAGAGAGAGAAACAUGACUAUACAAGAACAGACCAUUCUGUGUACCAAAUUGGGGAAAGCGACAAAUGUCGGCCAUCUUGUUUUCUACUCCCCUAUUCCCCUCCACCCUUUCUAAUGCUUUGAAAGAUUGGAUUUGUUUCCUUUGCCUUUUUUUUUUCUCAGUAGGUGAUGAGCAGUUUAUCAUGUACAGGGAAAAAUGGACUUGCAUACUCCUGCAACCGUAGUUUGUUCAUUGCUUUUUAAACCUCUUUCUCUCCUCCCCUCUCCCUACCCCAUACAGUUUUUAUUAAUGCACAAAAGCAAAAGGCGUGAACUGGUUUCUCGGUGGUGGUUCUUUUGAUGCAGAAUUGAAGGAGGGGAAUAUUUUUUUUGCAGCAGCAGUUCUUUGAAUGCGUUAUUUUAAAAAUGCAGACAUCUGGAGCGCGUUGCGAAUGUCGACGCACGGCUUAGUUGGAGAGGGAGGGACAGAAAACGAGGACCCUUUGAAGCAUGACAUUUCAUCUUCCUUUAAACAGUAAGCUGUGUGCGUCGCAGCCUGCAGGGUGGGUGGAUUCUUUGUGAUGGCAACAGUUCCCCCAAAGCAGUCAUUUCUUACGCGAGGCACAGUUCUGUCAAAUGGAAACUUUAAAGGAGUCCCAAAAAUUGAAAAAUAGAUUUUAUGCAGACGUGGGAAGACUGGAUAGCACCAUGUCCCGUCCCCCCUAUGUCACACCCUCCCUUGAUGUUCAGGCAUUAAGAGUUUAUGUCUGCAUAAGGAGACUCGUCUGUAUGCUUGGACAUAUAGAAGGGUUGGUGUACCAGGGGGCACGAGAAACAUCAGUUCUCCACAGCACCUGUGCUCCAAACAUCAGAUGGCUAUAAUAUCAAAGGAUUUUAAUUUUCUGUUCCUUUGAAUCUCUAGAGCUUCAGCAGCGAUUCAAGCGUGUGCACUACUGCAAAAAGGAACACAGCAGUGGCGAAGGGGGGAAAUCGUUGGGUUCAUGUUUAAAUUUUCAUGCAUGAGCUUCCCUGCCGCUGCUCUUAGAUGUCUCGUGUGACCAAAUUCCAAACUGAAAGGAGUUCCCCCCCCUCUCUUUUCUCCGUACACGAAUAACUUUGGUUUGUUUUCGCUAAUACUUCCAUAAACAGGCAAGAAGUUUAGUCCCUAAAGAUCUAUUGGAAAUGAAUCUGGGCAGGUGGAAUGUAAUGUCUACUCAAUAAGGCUUUCAUUGGCAGAGUUUCCACUGAACGGUGCCUCUUAGUUUUCAAAUGGGGUGGGGGUGGGGUCUGCUUACAUCAAAGGACUUGCUUCAAGUUUAUUUUAAUACUGAGCGAUGAAGCUUCUGUAAAACAAAAAAAAUGUCUUGCACUAAUCUCACCCUGCUGCUCCCGUUGCCUAAUUUUUGUAUGUGCUUGUGACAUUUAUUUUUCCUCCCAAAUUUAGGGUAAACAUUCGCUGCUAUUUGUUUAUAGGGGAAAAAAACCAUGGUCACUACUAUAUCAUGUUUCUUUGUUUCUAAUAACAAGUAUUGCUCUUCCUUUCUUCACGGCCAGAGCCAUCACUGGCAAACAGUUGUUUGCUUCCACCAUUAUUUUAAAAGAGUACCAGUUAAAGGAUCCUUUUUGUAAACGAAAAGUGUGAAGGUGGACUUUGGCCAAUAUUCUUGUUGUAUCACGUUUCUUGCAGCUCUCGAUUUUUCUUAAAGGAAGGCUGUCUGGUUUUUAACAUUUCACCCAAAUGUUACUCAAAAGAGCGAUUUUUAUAUUCAGUAGCUUUGCAGAAGGUUUUAUAUCACCAUUGCAGUGCCAGUGAACUGGUUCACAGAUUCCGUUCUUCAGAUCUGGGUGUUUUCCUCUCUGUAGUCGGAUGCACGCAUCGCAAAAUACAUGGUACUGCCUUGGAAAAUAGCAGUCCUGUGUCAAGCUCCUCCUUCAACAACUUCUAAUUCAACAUUACCUAUUUCUGGAUGUCAUUACAACACACGUUUCCCUGUUUCAUGUCAUGGCUGUAAUGAUACCCUGUAAAUUGAACUAGACCAUGUAGAAGGGAGAAAAUGUGACGCAGGACUGCCACUUUCAGCAGCAGUCCCAUGUCCUUUCGUAAUGUGUAACCUCUAUCCUUUUUUAUAGCUCACUGUAGAUUGAGCUAACCCAGAGAACCCAGAUAAUCCUUUUCAACCAGGCUAACCUUUCAAUACAAAUUUCUAUUUCCACAUCCAUGAGGCAAGUCAAAUUCAGUCCAUAAAGCACGAUAACCAUUUUAGCCUAUUUUUAAUAUACACACCCCAGUUAUUAUUAGUGGGGUAUUAUACUCUUAUACAAACCAUUGUGAGGAAAACAAAAGGAAGAUUCAUAUCUUAUUAGGGCAGUCAUCUGUUACGGUUCUGUACCAGCUAUUUGUAGGUUUGAGAAUAGACUUAAGAUGUUCAGGACAAUUUCCCUGUGAAUUACAAUAUGUAAGUUCAGUUUCUGGCACUUGAAAAAUCUUGCUUUUUAUUGCUGGAGGUGCAGGAUUGUGACUGACCUCUGUCAUUGUUAAAAUUUUUAAGAAAAAAGUUUUUAAAAAUGUAAAAAUAAAAUCUGUGCAAUAAUUUUAAACUGUGCUCCCAGGAAUAGACGCAAAUGUGUGUUUUGGUGUUUUUUUUUUUUAAGUAUAUUUAAACAGCGUUUUCUUUCCUUUAGCAACACUUAUGUCAAUUGCACUGAAUUUAAAUCUUCAAAAGUCAGAGGCAAUUCUUGAUAGUACUUUUGUAUUUUGAUACGGACAGUCUGUUCAGUUUUCUUUUUUCAUACAUGCUAUUGAACAACUGUUUCAGAGGAAUCAAAAAAAGGAGAAAAAAAGAGAUGGUGUUGAAGUCUUUUGACACAGCUGCAGAUAUUCCACAGCAACGUUCACACUUCUGGUUUUGCAAUUUUUAGCCGCUUUUGUUUUGUGACUUUGUUUCUAGUCAUUUAAAUAGGAUACAGCAUGUUAGAAGAGGUUCAGGCUUCCUUGUCACCACAUCCUAGGCUUAUUCCCCCCUCUGCCCAUUCCUGUUGUUAUUACUUUAACGUGAUUUAGGAUCGUCACUUUUAUGGGCCAGAUCCUCAGCCUCUCUCUUAGGUGAGGUGGGACAGAUUCUGAACUCCAGAGUCGAAUAUGAAAUAGGAAGAGGCUUUUUUGCAUGAGGCACACAUCUAGACUGCGAACCUGCGCUGAGCUCUACGUGGUUAAUCUCAGCUGAAGUAAUUGGUCUUAGAAGAAGCAGAUGCCAUUGAGUGCAGGAAUGUGAUCUUGGGCUUCACCUCAAAGAAGCUGGUUUGCCAGAUAAGUUUGCAUAACAGCCCCUGCCUCAGCUUAGUAAUAUAAGCCAGUUUGGGAUAGGGGAACCAGUGCAGCUUUUGUGAUCUUUUUGAGGAGUGGGGGGCACAUGUGAAAAACUAGAGGGGGAAAAACCCCUUCCCCCUGCUUUCGGAAAAGUGGACAGUUUGGACUGCAGCCCUAUGGGAGUCCCUUUUGCCACUGUCCUUUAGCAAUGUGCCGCAGUGCUGCGCCAGUUCUCAUUAGACUUCCUCUCCUUGUUCAGUAGGUGAGGCAAACUACCAGGAUAACUCUGAAUAAAUUUCUCUGGUGCCAAGUUGCUGCAUGCAGAAGAGAAACGAGCUGGCAAUAUUUUCAGUCACCCCUGCGGUCCGCUCGCCACCAUUUCUGAACUGCACCAUUGUAAAGGAGACAUGUUCUUCCCAAUCUGGUGUUUUCCUCAAAUGUUUGAAAGGACUGGCGGGCAGGAGGGGAAGGCUUAGCUUUCCCUAAGCCCCUUGUUGUUCCUUACAGAUGCUUGCAUACAAUCGCAAGCCCUGGUUUCCCUGGUCAGAUGCUGAAAAUGGAAGUCAACCCAGCUGGGUAAAAACCAGCCAUGGAGACAUUUGCAGAGGAGGAUUGGAUGAGUUUCUGGAGGGCUUAAGGACCCUUUUCACCCACUCUGCGGACGCCGCCAGUUUUUGACAUCUUGGCAGAUACAAGUUCGGAGAUACACAUUUUAUGUUGUUCUGCAUCCUAAAGGUAAAAUCCAAGAGCAUAUUGAAAAGGCCACCAUGAAUGCAGUUGGGUUUGCAUGCCAUGGGCCUCUCAUUCCAAGAGUCAGAUUUUGGUAUUCUUUCUUGUGAAGCAUUUUCUACUACAUGUGAAUGGAUGGACAUUGUUUGCUUUCUGAGCUUGGGAGAUUCUUUUUUGCUUCCCCUUGACAAAUUCCACUUGAAUCCAGGAUUCCCUGGACUUGAAAAGUUAACCUUAGUGUAUUUGUGUGGAUUUUGAAGUAAACAUGUUUUAUUUUCAAUCCUGGCAAAUUGUAAUUAGCAUAGAAACUUUAGACCUGUUUUAAAAAUCCAGAAUGGAUUGACAUUUAAUGACUUCAUGCGAAAUGAGUGAUAACCACCUUUCCAAAUAAUUUAUUUUCUUCUGAUCUGCCCAUUUCCACCAUCUUGAAUUUCUCUGUUCUUGAAAGGAACCCUCUUUUUAAACAAAAACAAAUAGCAUAAGGAGCGAUUAAGUGGCUGUUUGCAAUGAUGAAGUCACACCAAUGAAAGGAAGGAAACACAUUACCCUGAUGGGAAGGAGUUCUAGAUGGUUUGUGUGUAGAAAGGAAGACGGAGAAAGACCGAGAGUAUUUCUGCCAAAUGAAUACGAUGAUUUCACAGGACAGCCUGAGUGGAGCUUGUUGGAAAACCAGGUUAGGAGUGUUCUGUGGCUUUCGGCCCUGCUGACACUGUGAUGCAGACGCAUAUCAGUGUGGCUGUGGCAUUUUUAUUUUUUAUGCCUGCAGGUGGCUCAUACUGCUAAUUAGUCAGAUCUCCCAUGGUUGUCAGUAAGGAUGUAACUGUGUUUAAAAUUGACUUGUGGCACCUGCUGUCCUAAACACGCUAGAAGAUUUGACAUUUACAGUGAUCGAAGUUUUCUCGGAGAUCAUUGUGCCUGUUCUUACAGCAUUCACGCGCAUCGGGCAGUUUGGGAAAACCAGUUGCAGCCGUUCGCAUCUGAAUAAAACCAAUUGAAACUCACUGACUGAUUUUUUUUUUUAAUUAACAUAGAUGCAACUGUGGAGACAGACCAAAGAAUUGUAUUCAUGUUAAAUUUUCUUUCCUAAGCGCUUUUCUGCGUGGCUUAGAUCCAGGCGGGAUAUUAUAGAAGACAUCAGUAUCUUUAAAUUUCCUCUAAGCUCUGGAGCACGAAUGGGUAAAAAUAGGGAUGAUUUUAUGUGUUUUUUGUUUUGUGGCUGACACAUGAGUGCGUUUAAACCCUUUCCUUCAUGGAGGAGGGGAGGGAUUACAUAGAAUUGCAAAAUGAGCUGCGUUUUUGUUAUUUCUUAAAUAAAGGGGUAGUCCUCAAAGCAUGGUCUUUCUCUGCUCAGAAAUCCUGCUGACAAUUAAUUUCAAAGGGAAAUAAACAUAGUGGCUGUUUGUCCUUCCCCAAGAUAUAAGAGAGAUCCUUAUAUUAUUAAUGCAGCACCAUAGUUGACCUUCAUUAGAAGCAAAUCAAUGAACCAUAGAAGCAAUUUCUCUAGCAUGUACUUUUUACAAAUUACUUAGGGAAUUUGUAGGAAAUGAGCUUGUACUUACCCAGAAAAGGGCAGCAUUGUGGCACAUGGGGACAGAGAUGUUAGGGUCAGAUGUUUUUUUUAAGGAGAUGCAUGUAUACAAUCCUUUCAAUGAUGCCCACAUUUCAUCCUAUGUGGGAUUGUAACUUGUUCCCCUAGUUUUCACUGCCACUAGCAGGAAAUGUAUGUGUGAUGCCAUCCGUGGGCUCAGUUGUACAGUAGGUCAGCAAAAGGAGCCCAUUUUAGAGGCUUUUGUUUGCUUUUCAGACUUUGUACUUGUGAGUUGCAUUGAAGCCACUGUGAUCAGAGCCCCUGAUUUUAGAGGACAGCAGCAAAGAUUGGCCAUCAAUCAAAUUGACCCGUCUUGUACCCGGAUGAAUUUCCUGCCAUUUCUUUUGCUUCUCCAGUUCAAGUUUCCAGUUCUGCCCUAUGUGAACUGGCUUUGUUCAAUUGCAGCACCCAGAAAUGCUUAGAGUCUUGUAAAUUUCAGGUAUGGAUGCAAGAGCGGUUAACUCAACAUAGUGACAGAGCCUGAAUUCUUGAAUCCUUUUCAGUUCCCAAUGCUGAGGAUAACAGAAAUGGAGUAUUUUUUAAAAUUUCUAGGUUUUGAAUGCUUUUUACUUUUUCUUUUCGCCUUUGUGGAUAAAUUCAGGAAAUGGGUCUGCUUCGCUGUUGCUUCUCCUGUGUAAUUUUGCAGUUGUUGUUUCUCGACGGGCCGCAGCGAGCAAGUCAGUCACCUGUAAUCCAAAAAAUAAUCUCUCUCACACUCUCUCUUGACAUUGUAGUUGUAAAACAGGUUCCAAUUUUUGGAGUUGCGAAUUUUUUUGGGUCUAAUUCUGUGAGCCUACUUAUAGCACUGGAUUUAAAAUGUCUACAUCAUUUCUUCAGUUAUCUAUCCAGUUAAAUAACAAAUGUUGUAAAAUGUAAAACCAGCCCAUGCAAGUUUUUUUUCUUUUUUACUUGUUCAGAAAAACUUUUUAUUGUUCAGUUUUCAUGAUUUUAUUGUCUAAAGAAGACUGAUAGAUGUUCUAUACUGUCCUGGACCCCACUUAAUCACACCUUUUAUGAUGUACUUUGGUUCCACAUCAAAUGAUUUUGUCCUCCAAGCCCUUUUCUUAAUCCCUUUCUAGGCACAUUUUCUGUUGCGAUUUUUCCCUUUGCAUUGUAUUGCUCUGAAAAGUGUAAUUUGAAUCAGAUCUGAAAGAGGUCCAGAAUAAAAUAUAUUUUGAUACGA